AACUGUCUCUCGAUUGAAGAAAGUCGCUAUGGAGAACUUCAUUGUAGAAAUAUUUCAAGUGUUUCUAUUAAACCAUUUUGGUUUGACGAACAACAGAAAUGUGCAUAUCAUAUUUCUUCAACAAUGGAAUGUCAUGGUUACUUCACGUGCCAUACUAAUAACUAUCGAUCAAACCGACCAAAGAGGUAUCAACACCCGAACAGACGUUUUCAUUGUAACGACUGUUUUCCACUAUACUCUGGAGAUAUAGCAAGAAUCAAAUGCCAGACAUUCAGUGCAGUAAACAUUGACAAUAUGAAGUAUGAUAACGAAAUUUGUGAAGCUUCCAUGUUGUCCAAAAACCAAUAUCUCUCAGAAAAGAAAAUAUGUGAAAAUUCGUUUACAUGUUCCAUCGAAAACACUGAUAAAAGUGAAAGCAUUGAUGUUCACUGUACAGUUGGCAAUAGCAUACCAGGUGAUGACACAACUAUGGAAUCUCAUGUUCGCAUACCAGUUGAUGACAGAAGUACGAAAUCUCAUGUUGGCAAACCAGUUGAUGACAGUAGUACGGAAUCUCAUGGUGGCUAUAGUAUAACAGAUGAUGACGCAAGUGGCUAUAGUAUACCAGAUGAUGACGCAAGUGUUUAA
This is a messenger RNA of Mytilus californianus (California mussel), 627 nucleotides long. RefSeq lists its product as uncharacterized. The transcript has 8 exons. The coding region runs from base 124 to 627 and encodes 167 amino acids. NCBI's taxonomy places the organism in Eukaryota, Metazoa, Mollusca, Bivalvia, Mytilida, Mytilidae. The record is from RefSeq and is a predicted model, not a curated record.